Messenger RNA from Funneliformis mosseae, 579 nucleotides. Lineage: Eukaryota; Fungi; Glomeromycota; Glomeromycetes; Glomerales; Glomeraceae. The record is from the annotation of a GenBank genome assembly.
AGACCAUGCAAAACUAUAAGAUCCGAAGAAGCUGUAGGAACUCAAAGAACACUAGAGGCUGUAGGAGCUAUAGGAGAAAAAGCUCUUAAUGAAGAUAUAGCCGAAACUCUCAGAUACUUGGAAAGGAUUCAUAAUGGUAUUACUUCUGGAAUGCUACAAAUACCUGAGACAAUUAAAGUAAACAAAAUAGGUCCACAUGAGCUUACAGAUCCUCUUGUAAGGAAGAAAACUGAUUUUCGUGGAAAAAGAAAGCCUUAUAUUAUAAAGAAACUCUUAAAUCAGAUCACAGACGUCGGUUGUAUUCCAACUAAUAUUAUCCAGUUAGAAAAGAUUCAAACAAAACUUAGUGCUUUAGAAGAAUUUCGAGAAUCUCCCAACAUUUUGAAAUUUUAUGGACUCUCUUAUAUUGAUAAUCAACAAGUUAAAGUAUACGAAUGGGCAAACAGGAAACUUACGCGACGCGAAGUUUAUAAUACAUACAAUAUCUCUUGGGUUGCAAAGGUGUCAAUUGCUCUUGAUAUUUGUUGGAAAUCACUUCUUGCAUUCCUGCUCCGUGCUUCAUCACAACAUUCGUUGUGA